AUGCCACUCCCUGUCGUCACCUAUGUUUUGGCCGGUUGGGAUCUGGGUAUCUGUGCCGAUCUCCUACUUCAGGGCGUCGUUAUUGCCCAAGUAGCCCACUACUUCACUCUUUAUCAUUCCGAUGUCCCCGCCCUUCGCAUAUUCGUUCUCGGCCUUUUGUUCCUCACGAUACUCAAGUCGAUGCAAAUGAUCGGUAUAAUGUGGGUUCAGAACGUCGAAUACUUUAUGAACCCUGGCGCUGCUGCUGCAAUGUUCACCAAACACUGGCUCAAGCAAAUCAACUUGGGUAUUUGCUUAUUUUUCGCUCGCUUUUCCGACUCUAACUCGAGAUUUGCUUCAGGAUUCGGCGGCUUGAUAACCUUUUACGUUCAAGUGUUCCUCUGUCAACGUCUUUGGGCUCUCAGCAAAAACAUCUACAUCGUUAUUCUGCUUAUGUCUGUUUUCAUCUUCUCGUUGCUGGCGGCAUUUGUGGCGACUGGUUUCACGUUUAGCGACCAGCCGCAGCGAAUAAACUGGAUUUCGAUUCACCUUGGGGUUGUCUUCGGCGGAGACCUCUUACUUUGCAGCUCAACAGCUUACUUCCUGAUGAAACACUCGAAACAAGUUUUACCGCAAACGGCAGGAAUGUUGAAUGCCAUUCUCAAACUGACGAUCCAGAGCGCUCUGCCUGGCGCACUCUGUGCCAUGAUCAACCUCAUUACUUCUCAAACUGGCGACAAGUCCAACCCAUCGAAUCCAUCCACGCUGAUCUCCAUCAUAUCUACUGAUAUGCUACCCAAGCUUUACGCGCUUAGUGCAAUGUGGACGCUGAAUUCACGGCGCUCCAUCCAACUUUCGCGCUCAACAGGCCAGAAUACGAGUAGUACAGAGGGACAGAGUGGGGGACGGAGAACUGUCAACCCUAGCGGUGGACGGGGUGUUGAACUGGGGAACUUUGGAAAGGUCCAGCGCAUCCAAGUUCGCACUCAGGUGCAAACUAUGCAUCAUACAGACGAUAACGUUGUGGUGUUUGCCCGUGACGACGAUCUAAAGCCGAGGGGAAUGGAGGAGGCCAGUCUCGAUGCAGAGACCGGCUCAACGAAGAUGUAA
This is a messenger RNA of Mycena indigotica, 1089 nucleotides long. RefSeq lists its product as uncharacterized. The transcript is spliced from 7 exons. NCBI's taxonomy places the organism in Eukaryota, Fungi, Basidiomycota, Agaricomycetes, Agaricales, Mycenaceae. Bases 1 to 1089 code for a protein of 362 amino acids. The record is from RefSeq and is a predicted model, not a curated record.